Daphnia pulicaria is the source of this 958-nucleotide messenger RNA. RefSeq lists its product as uncharacterized. The coding region runs from base 78 to 749 and encodes 223 amino acids. The transcript is spliced from 5 exons. The record is from RefSeq and is a predicted model, not a curated record. NCBI's taxonomy places the organism in Eukaryota, Metazoa, Arthropoda, Branchiopoda, Diplostraca, Daphniidae.
UUUUCAUUAUUUCAUUAUCGAAUCUUCUUCCUGCCUAUCGUCUUCUUUAGCACCAGAUAUAGCACUGAGAAGAGAAAAUGACCGCGAAAUGCUGCUUGGUUACCAUCUUUCCUCUGCUGAUCGCAGCUGUUUGGCUGGCCUCAGCAAGUGCAACCUCCACCGGCAGAGAGCCGAAACAGUUGUUGUUUCCUACUCCUUUUUACCGCGUUCAACCCGUGAUGGAAUCUCGUUUUGGACCUGGUCCCCGUCAAUCGAAUUCGCCAAUUAAUCCAAUGAUCGGACAACAAGGUUUGGGACCGUUUUUCGGUUAUUUCCCGAAUCUUUUGACUCAACCCUGCCCGGCUUGUGCUGCUUGCGAUGUAUGCCCCAACUGCACGGUCUGUCCAGAAGUAAUUCCACCGCCUCCUCCCGGAAAUAUUACUACUUGCGGCGAAGGACCAGACUCAGGGGCGUCCGCAUCUCCCAACGGAACCAUCUCCGUUAGCGUAACAGCAACAUCAAGCAACAUCGUUUGCGCGUACACUUUGGUCGCUUAUUACCCCAAAACCAAUGUCAAGCUUACAUGCACUUCGUUGGGAAGCAGCACCACGCUCUCCGUGUUUCCUCUUGUUACGCCAGUUACAGUUGGUGCGGUCAACACAGCUUACACUUCAAAGGCGAACUUUCUGAUUUUCAGUUUCAAUAACGCUCCGGGCAACACCAAAGAUCUCACAGCCGAAUGCGUUUGGGAAAACGUCCCACAGGCAUAAAAACCCGAAGAUUGUCUGAAAGCUCUCUGGCACUCUAUUAUCUUCAUUACAUGUCACGUUUACGUAACUUUGAUUUAUGGACACUGCAAUAAUUCGUGUAUCAUUAUCGUUGCGUACUUUGACUUUUCUUUUAUAAUGUAACCAUGAAAUAACUCCUUUAAUGCUCAAUACUGGAUUUGGACAAUAAUAUAAUUUAUAGCAGCAGGAUA